AUGGCUGUUAACAGCGCCACAUCGUUUGUUAUAUCAUCAAUAUUGACUCUAUUGCUGUUUUCCGGGAUGCAAAUGUAUAAACCAAUCUUAGUCAAAUCACCUAUAACAAUUAUAUUUGGAGGAUACCUUGGAUCUUUAUUGUUUAUGUUCUUUGUAACCGCAGUGGGCAACUUAGAAGCUACUCUUUUUGGGAAGAACUUUCAGUUGAAACUGCCAGAGAUUGUAAUAUCUAUGGCAAUAUCCUUAAUAGCAGCUGGAAUGGUUCAUCGAAUUUGCUUUACUACAUGCUUAAUUUUCUCUCUCAUCACAAUUUACUACUUGAACAAGUUAUCACAGAAAACUUAUAGUGCUGCUGUCCAACCUCCCGUUCAAGUAAAGACCCGUCGUCAUAAAUGA
Messenger RNA from Leptosia nina, 396 nucleotides. NCBI's taxonomy places the organism in Eukaryota, Metazoa, Arthropoda, Insecta, Lepidoptera, Pieridae. The record is from the annotation of a GenBank genome assembly.